Molecule: messenger RNA, 516 nt
Organism: Eimeria necatrix
Lineage: Eukaryota; Apicomplexa; Conoidasida; Eucoccidiorida; Eimeriidae
Exons: 2
Coding region: 1-516 (171 amino acids)
Source: RefSeq, a predicted model, not a curated record
AUGAGACAAAUGUGCAGGUUUGUGGUGGAAGGCACGGGGCGGAUCGUAGCCACGGGGCAGCUGGUGCAGGGCUUCAACACGCAGUUCCGGCAGCAAAUAGCAGCAGGAGAUUUGCUGCUGCUGCAGCACCCGCUGACUUUGCUGCAGGAGGAAGUCUUGGUGGAAAGUGUGGGGUCGGACCGCACGCUGUACAUACAGCCCAGCUUCUCGAAGGACUUCAUUUCCACCACUGAGUUCAAGAUCAAGAAGACCGCUGCUGCUGCUGCUGCUGCUGCUGCUGCUGCGGGGGGGGCGCAGCAGGCGGCGGACCCCGCUGCUGCUGCUGCUGCUGCUGCUGCAGCGCAGCAGCAGCAGCUGCAGCGCAGGAUCGAGAAGGCCAAGCGAGUUGCUGCAGUCCGCGAAAAGAAAGGAAUGUGGGGCUACACUGUGAAGCAAAUCAAAGCCAAGGGGCCCCUCACAGCAGAAGAGAAGCUGGACCUCAGGUGCAAGCAAGGCAGAGACAAGUUCUGCUGGUAG